Plasmopara halstedii is the source of this 2262-nucleotide messenger RNA. RefSeq names its product Ankyrin repeat protein. Gene Ontology annotation, cellular component: cytoplasm. The transcript has 3 exons. Gene Ontology annotation, molecular function: protein binding. The coding region runs from base 1 to 2262 and encodes 753 amino acids. The record is from RefSeq and is a predicted model, not a curated record. Lineage: Eukaryota; Oomycota; Peronosporomycetes; Peronosporales; Peronosporaceae.
AUGUCACUUCUAAUGCGGCCCCCUCCGCUGCACGUGGCAGUCUGGGAGGGUGAUAUUGAGCUUGUACGUAAUCUUCUGGACGAUGUUUGUCCCGUGAGUGAACAGUCGGUAGACUCCAGUAAAGCCGAGGCUCUAAAAAACCUUCUAGAACUUAAAGACGUUCGCGGAAAUUCAGCGCUUCACUUGGCAGUUCGCAUCGUGCAACCCCAUCAACAGGCAAUUGUGAAGUUGCUUUUAGAGCGCGAUGCAAGUGUUGCAUCGCGAAACAUUGACGGUUGGAGCUGUGCACACGAUGCUGCCCUGUGCGAUGACGAAUUUAUGCUGGCACAGGUUUAUUUACAAGGCGAAAAACAGGUAAUUAAGGCGCUGGAGGCGACACAAGAAACGUCUAUGCAGGCGCUUGAAAAGUUGCCUGACUUUGAAGCAGAAAUUUUUAUUGAAGCUCAUUCGUGGGUACCCAUUGUGUCUAGUGUCCUUCCCUCAGAUACGAUCAAAAUAUGGAAACGAGGGUCGCAACUUAGAAUUGAUUCGACGCUGAAAGGGCUUGAUGGGAUAAAAUGGAAAAAAGGCCAACUCAGUCAGAUAUAUUUAGGGCGACAUGGUGGAGACAGGGCGGGCCAUGUAAUAGUGAUGGAUCAUCACAACAAGGUUUUCUAUGACGUUUUUCAAGCUAUGCACAACUCGUCCGUCGGAAAUAUGGACAUGGCUUUGCACGUGAUGUUGACGACAGCCAUGUCUUCAUCAAAAAUGGAUGUAGCUCACCUCGAAUUUGUAAAGCAGAAGGAGGUGAAGGCAGGAGAAAAUAUUGACGAAAGCAAAAAAAAAAGUCGUAGUAAACUAAGAAAUUGUCCGUGGCCUGGAACGACCUAUAAAAUGCAAAACGUCUCGAUGGAAGCGCAAUUUAGGCCGGCUGUAAGCUUAAAUCGCAAAAUGAAACGAUUUUCUUCUGAGAAAGACACGCCGUUUGAUGAGGUGCAACAGCUCGUUCAACAUCUCUAUUCGUCUGUGCCUUACGCCAAGGAGAAUAAGGGGUCAAAAUCACAGCAGAAAGAUUGCAGUAGCUGUAGCAGCGACGGCAGCGCUAGCGAUGACAUUGCUGGAAACACAAUCCAGCUUAAAAAGGGGCGUAAGGUUGAGAUGCAUUUGGAUGUGAUAGCUGGUGACUCGAUUCGAUGGGAAUUCACGGGAAAGAGCAGUGACUUCUGCUUUUCAGCAACGUACUUCCACGAAGACCAGCUCGAGACAAUAUGUCGCAGUGACGGCGUCAAAAACGCAACGAUUGUGGGGGCUUUUGAAGUCGAGCAUACUGGCAGUUUUGUUCUUAGGUGGAAAAACACGCAAAAAGGUUUUAAAUUUGACAGGAGCGGGAUUGAGAUCACGUACGAUGUUGUACACACUCGGCCGGCUGACUUAGAUCCGUCCGUCAAUGCUGUUUCCACCUCUACAUCAACCUCAUUGGAGGUAAAGGAAGAUAAAGAUGAAUCCAACAGUAGGUCCCACAGCGCCACUAAGCUUUCUGAUGAACAGAAAUGUGAUUUUUUUCGGCAGCAUAAUCAUUCUCCAAACCCGUCAACUGUCACAACAUCAUUCGUAGAGUACUUCAUGCUAGAUGCUCAAGAGCCAGAAGACUCUAGGCAGGAUGGUGCAAAGAACAAGAGGACAUUAAUGUCUAAACUAUUUGAGGACAAGACGCAGCAACAGCAGACUGCAAUAGACUCACUGCCGAAAACGAGCGAAGUAGUCAAAGCUUUUGGUAUGAAAAACACGUUUCGAAGUCUGACUUUAGUACCUGCUGCGCGUCGAGUUCGUAAAAAGUUUGAAGCCAAGGUUGUCAUGUCGGAAAGCUUUCCUAUUCAGCCCCGAGAUUUUUUUCCAGUGAUUGAGCUUCUUUCUACUACAGGAGAACACAUGAAAAAUCUGGAGGAAUUCUUCCGAGUCAAACUUCCCCCAGGAUUUCCUGUCAAAUUUGAACUUCCGAUGAUGUUCACCAUACGUGUUGCAUACACGUUUAACAAAAUCACGCUAAGUUCCAACAUAGAUCCCGAAAUAUUUAAGAUUCCAAGCAAUUAUCAAGAGGUGUUUACGUUGGACGAAAUGAUGUCCGGCUCUACAUCGAUAUUGUCCCAAGCCGUCUAUUAUGUUGGGCGGCAAGCUAAACCAGUUACCACGAUGGAGACGUGUUUAUAUAUUUGUUUGAUAGCCCCAUUUGCAAGUCAUGAGGCUGCGCACAUUUUGAGUCCACGUCUUCUUCUUUCUCAAUAG